AAGCAAUCGGAUUGGUAGCUAUGGGCAACUGAUCAACUUUUCCACUGCACAGGAUGUGAUAGAUUUCCCCCUUUAAAUUCUAAGAAAUGUGGCUUCAAAUAACGUUAAACAUCAGUAAUUGUGUACAAUAUCCCUGCAACAGCACAGCCUAUGCAAAACUGAAAUGGGCCAAGGAAAAAAAAUCUCAAACAGUGAUGUGGAAAAAAGGAAACCUAAUAGCUGGAAUGCGAUACCAAGAUGGAAACCUAACAAUUCUAAGUCACGGUCUAUAUUUUAUUAAUUGCCAACUACACUUUCUUAUUAACAAUUGUUCAGAGAUGGAUGGUGACUUGCACACAAAACUAUAUGUGAACAAUAAUAUUGCACAUCAAGUCCUGAAUACUGUUUUAUCAACAAAUACAUCGGGAUGCAAGAUUUACAAAGACCAACAUUUCAGUCUUCACAUAGAACUGAAUGCAUCUGACAAUGUAUCCGUCCAAACAAACUUUCCGGAAUUCCUUAAUGAAGAUUUCUUAGCGGACAGUUUUGUGUUUGAGGUAUUUAAGCUGUAACUGAAAGCGAUACAAUAUGUCUUCCCUCUAUUAUAUUAAGAACUAGACAGUUUUAAGAGGUAAAUCCAUUCUAUUAUGUUGCGAUUCUCAUACCUUCAGUGAGGGGCAGAAGACAACAUUUUUCCACAAAGGGAAUGAAGACGACCUCCGCCAAAUGGAAACCAACUGCUGCACCUUUGUAGCCUCCUAUGACCAGAUUUGUAACAUUUAACGGUGUCCAUAUAAAUAAUUGGAUGUUUAUUUAAUGCAACCAUGGACAGGCUUGGCCACUCAAAGCAGGAGCCAAUGUUAUAGAGUAGCUCAGAGAAGGAUCAUCGCUAUGAUGUUCAUAUGAUCUGAUAUAUAUGUAAAAAAAACAAAAAACUUUAAAAACAACCUUUGUAAGCUUUCAUAAUCUGGAUGUGGAGAGCCUCAAGUUCACGUACAGAGCAAAGUAGGGUUAGCCAAUAACAACCCUCAUGCUGCAAGCUGAGCACAGCUGACCACACUAAUUACAGCCUGUGGACCAUGGAUUGUAAAGGGGUGGUCACAAUGGCUUCCAACAGGGCUUAAAGGGGUACUCUUCCCUUAGACAUCUUAUCCCCUAUGAAAAGGAUAGGGGAUAAGAUCUCUGAUUGCAGGGGUCCCGCUGCUGGGACUCCCGCGAUCUCUGUGCAGCACCCGGCGUUCGUUUAGAAUGCUCGAUGCGAACAUCACGCCCCCACCCCCAUGACGUCCCACCAUGUCCCCUCAAUGCAAGUCUAUGGGAGGGUGCGUGGUGUCUGCCACGCACCCUCCCAUAGACUUGUAUUGAGGGGGGGGGAUGUGACGUCAUGGGGGAAUGGUCCCCCUUCCCCCACGCCGUCCGCUCCAAGCAUUCGGAAGAAAAUGUUUCCAACACUGGGGCAGCAGAGUACCCUUUAAACCUGAAGAUCUCCCUGCUGCAAACAGAACACCAGCGACCACCCUCUAAGGCUACAUUCACACUGCCGCUGUGCUCCACCCGACAAACCUCAUUAAAAUCAGUGGUAGUGUCAGUUGUGUUCUGACCCAUUCAGGGUCUGUUUGGUGCAAAAUAAAAUUAUGUAGAAAAUGGAGGAUGGAGUCCAGCUCAGUUGCAAGUAAAAUCCAAUUUAUUAGCAGACGAAUGCAGGAACACAAAGAUUAUAAAAUUAAGAAAAUAAAAUUAUGAAUUAUGAACCUGUCUUUCACAGUCUAUAACUGUGUUUCCCUACCAGUGUGCCUCCAGCUGAUGCAAAACUGCAACCCUCAGAAUGUCCAGACAGCCAAAAGCUAGAGGCACACUGAUUGGAAAACACUAAACUAAUGCAAUCAAUAGCUAGUAAAUAGAGUUGGGGGCUAGGAGAAGAACAGAAAUAUGGUUAGUAGCAGCCCUACUUGGAGUAUAAAAGCUGAAGUUUUUUUUCAGAGGCCACUUGUCCUCUUAAUGGAAAACUGUCACCCUGAUCACCCACAAUAAACCCAAUACACUGGGUUAUAGUGUGGGUGACCAGGAGUCCAAGGAGUUGUCACUUACCAAAAUCGGUCCAGUGGUUCCUUUGAUAUUGCCUUGUUCCUUUGAGAAGUUCAGUUGCUCAAUUGAGUUAAUUGCGCAGAGGAGGCGGGGCCCACUGGCUGCCCGCCCCUGCUUCUUUCAGUCCUAUCUAC
Molecule: messenger RNA, 2198 nt
Organism: Hyla sarda
Lineage: Eukaryota; Metazoa; Chordata; Amphibia; Anura; Hylidae
Gene: TNFSF8
Product: TNF superfamily member 8
Exons: 3
Coding region: 87-551 (154 amino acids)
Biological process (GO): immune response; CD8-positive, alpha-beta T cell differentiation
Cellular component (GO): membrane
Molecular function (GO): tumor necrosis factor receptor binding
Source: RefSeq, a predicted model, not a curated record